Micropterus salmoides (largemouth bass) is the source of this 1020-nucleotide messenger RNA. RefSeq names its product death-associated protein kinase 1-like. The transcript is spliced from 9 exons. Gene Ontology annotation, cellular component: nucleus; cytoplasm. Gene Ontology annotation, molecular function: ATP binding; protein serine/threonine kinase activity. Lineage: Eukaryota; Metazoa; Chordata; Actinopteri; Centrarchiformes; Centrarchidae. Gene Ontology annotation, biological process: intracellular signal transduction; positive regulation of apoptotic process; protein phosphorylation. The record is from RefSeq and is a predicted model, not a curated record. The coding region runs from base 1 to 1017 and encodes 338 amino acids.
AUGCCACGAUCCUUGAAGCCUCUGCAAAGAUUCGACUGUGACAUUGGCAGUCGAAUCAGGCUCCUUCUCUCUGUCGAAAGUGGCCAGUUUGCUGUGGUCAGAAGAUGUCGGCACAGGAGUACAGGCGUGGAGUAUGCCGCCAAAUUCAUCAAGAAGCGACGCAGCAAGUCGAGUCGCAGAGGGGUGACUAGGGAGGAUAUCGAGCGAGAGGUGAGCAUCCUGAAGGAGAUCCAGCACCCCAACAUCAUCAUGCUCCACGAAGUCUUUGAAAACAAGGCAGAGGUCAUCCUGAUCCUGGAGCUCGUGGCCGGCGGUGAGCUCUUUGACUUUCUGGCAGAGAAGGAGUCGCUGAGUGAGGAGGAAGCCACUCAGUUCCUCAAGCAGAUCUUGGAUGGAGUCUUCUACCUGCACUCCAAACAAAUUGCUCACUUUGACCUUAAGCCGGAGAACAUCAUGCUGCUGAACCGCUCAGUGCCUCACCCGCGCAUCAAGCUCAUUGACUUUGGCCUGGCCCACAAGAUAGAUUUUGGCAAUGAUUUUAAAAACAUUUUUGGAACUCCAGAAUUUGUAGCUCCAGAAGUUGUCAACUAUGAACCUUUGGGCCUGGAGGCAGACAUGUGGAGCGUCGGUGUGAUAACCUACAUCCUUCUGAGUGGUGCAUCUCCUUUCCUGGGUGACAACAAGCAGGAGACUCUGGCCAACGUGUCGGCCGUGGACUACACGUUUGACGAGGAGUUCUUCAGUAACACCAGCGCCCUGGCCAAAGAGUUCAUAGCAAGACUCCUUGUCAAAGAUCCCAAAAAGAGAAUGACUAUUCAGGACAGCCUCCAGCACCCCUGGAUCAAGCCAAAAGACACUCAACAAGCACUGAGCCGAAAGGAGUCGGCUGUCAACAUGGAGAAGUUCAAGAAGUUUGCAGCUCGAAGAAAAUGGAAAGUAAGUGUCUCUAACUUUAACACACCCACACUUGAGCUUCAGGAAAGACAAUUACUGCAUGUUACAACAAAACCUGCCUAGUAA